Messenger RNA from Anneissia japonica, 1985 nucleotides. Its product is annotated as rho-related protein racA-like. Lineage: Eukaryota; Metazoa; Echinodermata; Crinoidea; Comatulida; Comatulidae. Gene Ontology annotation, biological process: regulation of actin cytoskeleton organization; actin filament organization; regulation of cell shape. The coding region runs from base 205 to 1959 and encodes 584 amino acids. Gene Ontology annotation, molecular function: GTP binding; protein kinase binding; GTPase activity. The transcript is spliced from 10 exons. The record is from RefSeq and is a predicted model, not a curated record. Gene Ontology annotation, cellular component: plasma membrane; cell cortex; cell projection.
GGCUAUUUUUAGAUCAUGGGCGAGACCCAGUUUUUGUGUCACUGUCGCUUUGCAGCAUCGCUAUCUUUAGCUCGCAUGUGUAGUAAGUAUAAAUACAACAGUAGGAUGGACGUGGUGAGAAGACGAAACGUACCAGGCUCGGCGAAUCGUAGAUAUAAUACAUGAUUCAUUUUUUACUUCAGAAUUCAGUUAAUCUGAGGUAGAAUGAUGAGUAUCAAGGUGACAGUGGUUGGUGAUGGAGCAGUCGGCAAAAGCUGUAUGCUUAUUAGUUACAACACCAACUCUUUUCCAUCUGAAUAUGUCCCAACAGUCUUUGACAAUUAUGCAGCUAAUAUUAUGCAUAAAGGAAAGCCUUACAGCAUUGCAUUCUUUGAUACAGCUGGACAGGAGGACUAUGAUAGAUUGCGACCAUUAUCCUAUCCAGGAACAGAUGUUUUUCUGCUUUGCUUUAGCGUUGUAAGCAGCGCUUCAUUAGCUAAUGUUCGCUCAAAAUGGGUUCCAGAGAUCUUGCAUUAUUGCCCAACCACACCAAUUGUUCUGGUUGGUAAUAAAAUUGAUUUGAGGAAAUCUGACCCUCCCUCCCUGAUACCACAAAAGGAUUGCAAAAAUGUGGCCAAGGAAUUAGGUCUGCCAUACCAUGAGACAAGUGCCCUUACCAUGGAUGGGUUGAAAGAACUAUUUGAAUAUGUAAUAGAUGUUGCAGUAACACAGAAUACGAAAACUAAAAAAUUGUCUUUGUUUGGUCGAGGAAAAAAUUCAAAGCCUGUUCCCCUUCCUCCUGUUAUGCCCCCUGCUGGCCAAGCUCCAUGGAUUGAGAUUAAAACAUCGCAGUUCGGAGAACACUGGUUGAAUGCGCUCCAGGAACCAAUUCACACAGAUGUGACGUUCCUUGUCGGUGAUCAGCAGAUAGAUGCCCAUAAGCUGGUGUUGUGUUGUGCUUCCAAGUUCUUCGCUCGGGUAUUUGCUGUGCAAGCCCCAUCAACCAAUAACAAAAAGGUCAACAACUCAGACAAGCCAUUCCAGCCAAGUGCCAUUAAUGAAGGGAAGAUUCAAGGACUCGCUGGAAUAUUACAGGAAAAGAAUGAUGAUAAGUCUAUGAAGACGUUUGUCACAAUCAGCGCUGACAUUUCGUACAAGUCUUUCAAGCAUUUGCUUGAGUUUUAUUAUUCAGGACUGCCAUGCCUAGAGCAGAAUGAAACCCAGGAAGAGCUUGAUAAAUUGAAAGCAGUUUCAAGGAUUUUUGAUGAACCAAGACUGGAAGAAGUGAUCAAGAACAUAGAGAAUGAUGAGGAAUUUCUGAAUCCAAGCAUUGGAACUUUCCUUAAUGAUGAGAUGGGUAAACAAGCUAAGCAGAUCUUUCUAAACCAAUCUGGAUUGUCUGACAUCAGGUUCAAUGUAGAAGGUACAACCGUGUUUGCUCAUAAGAUAGUUCUAGCAACAAGAAGCGAAGUCAUGUCGGCCAUGUUUAGCGGGAACUACGCUGACGGCAACUCUGGGGAAGUUUCCAUAACAGAUGCAACUCUGGAGAAUUUUCUUGCUCUUCUGGAGUACCUAUACACGGACCAUUCACCAAUCGAAGGCAAAGACUCUAUUGGAAUUAUGAUUCUUGGUGAUCGGUUCUGCCAACCUCGUCUGAAGAACUUAUGCGAGUUGUACAUCACCAAGGAAGUAGAGGUUGCCACAGCAGAUAGCAUUGCAGGUGCUGAUAUUGAUGUCAUUGGACUACUGAACACAGCUCAACUGUAUAAUUCACAACAGCUCUCCGACUGGUGUCUUCACUUCAUCUCGAGCAAUUACACAGCGUUUGAAGAGAAGCCAGACUUUUGCAAUCUAAGUGACGCGAACAUGGGAUAUGUUACAAAGAAUCGCUGGCCACCUCUAGAUUACCUGAAGGAAGUAAAGGAAUAUGAAAAACUGAUUGCAAAAUCUGGUGAAAAUGAUAAAUGUUUACUCAUGUGAUAAUCUUGCGCUUCAUACUUUCUGUG